AUGAGCCCCCUUCCCUCUGGCACGAAUGGCGUCAUGUCACCCCAGCCCGCGACAAACCACAAUCCCCGCAUCGUGCUGGCCGGUAACUCGGCACGCAUCCUCUGUGUGGCCGACAUCCGUGGCGACUACCAUGAGCUCAACCGCCUCAUUCGCGAGCACGAGGCCACAGCAGUGAUCCACACGGGCGACUUUGGCUUCCUCAACGCCGACUCACUCGAGCGCAUGGGCGACAAGAUUCUCCGCCACCUCCUCCAGUACUCACCCCUCAUUCCUCCCAUCACACGCAGCCAGCUCCUGUCCAUCCCGCCACAGGCCGGUCGCGCUGCGCUUAUUCAGCAGCUUAAUAGCUCGUCCAUCCACUUCCCCCUGUCGCAGUUUCCCCACCUUCUCUCCGGCGCCAUCACCUUCCCUGUUCCCGUCUUUACCGUCUGGGGCCUGAUCGAGGAUGUGCGCAUCGUGGAAAAGUUCCGCACGCGCGAGUACGAGGUCAACAAUCUGACUGUCAUCGACGAGGCGUCGUCGGCUCUGAUCGAGACGGCGGGUAUCAAGCUGCGACUGUUCGGCCUGGGUGGUGCAGUCGCUCUGCACAAGCUGUUUGACAAUGGCGAAGGAUUUGCAACCAUUGCCGGAGGACAGGGGACGAUGUGGACAACCGCGUUGCAGGUCGGCGAGCUGGUUGACACUGCUCAGAGGACCCGUAUGCUCGUCACUUCGGCUCCUGUGACGCGCACCGGGCUCUUGUCGCUGUUGACACUGGGGGUUAAGGCCGACCUCACCAUCUCAGGCGGUCUUCAUUUCCGGUAUCCUGCGUCCCUCAACGACUUUGCAGUCAGUGGUGACUUUGAAGCGUACCGUCACAAGCUUGUCCUCGCACGUGACAGCUUCCUUGGGGUCUUCGACGUCGUCAAGGACCGGGUGGAAGGGGUGCUGAACGAACAGCAGCAGAUGCUCCUGAAGAAGGUGAUCGCGAUGGUGCAACGCAUUCCCACCACCGAUGACAGCUCGUGGACCAACACCUGGCACUGGGUGCUCUCGGACGCUUUGUGCGGGCACCUGCUGCUGUCGAUCACUGACGGCCGCGUUUCAGCGGAGAUGCGCAGUGCUGGUCUCAACUUUGCGCACCGCGCGAACCAGGAGCCUGCUCCCCCCCCUGCGCCGGCUACCACUCUUCCCCCGCUACUCGUCCAGUCUGUUCGUCCGACGACCAUCGCCGAGAAGGCCGGCGUACCUCCAAAGCCCAUGGCUUCACCUAUUGCUCCAAAGCAGAUGCCUGCAAAGCUGAUGGCCGCUUUGCCUAAGCCGGUGACUGCUGCACCAAAGAAGGGCGACGCUGGGCCCAGCUCAGCUGCGACUGCACAUGCGCCGGUACCUGUGCAACCUCUGGUCCGUGGAGGUCGCGGCACUGCCGGACCGGGUCCGGCUUCGCCCGCUGUUGAGACCAAGCCCGAGAAGCUGGUGACGGUAGGCAAGGACGGAGCACCAAAGUCGGCCAAAUCAACUCCCAGCAUCACCUCUGCGACACUCCCCAAGGACAAGGACGCGAAGAAAGCCGGUGACAAGCCAGGGACGAACGGCGAAAAGGGCGAGUUGGACGGCGCGGAGACGCCGAGGACCGGCAACCAGACUCCCAAGCGCUUCUCUCUGUACCUCAAGGGCCUGCCGAUUCCAACAUCAGAGGCCGAGAUCAAGGCGUUCUUCAGAACCGAGGCUGAGAAGAUCACUGCCGUUAAGCUGGUCUACGACCCGAUGAAGCGACAGAAGAACUUUGCAUAUGUUGACUUUGCGAACGAGAACGACCUGCAGGACGUUCUCAAGGCUUACCCGUCUGGGUCUAUUCGCGAGUCGCCGAUCUCUGUGGAGAUCUCGAACCCACCGGUUCGUGGCGUGACUGAGCGUGGGGGCCGCGGGCGUCGCCGUACGGGCCGCGGGGGAAGUUCGUCCUCGAAGGACACUCCCAAGGGGGAUGCGACUCCCAAGGUCGACGCGUAA
Cutaneotrichosporon cavernicola is the source of this 1989-nucleotide messenger RNA. RefSeq lists its product as uncharacterized. Gene Ontology annotation, molecular function: RNA binding. The coding region runs from base 1 to 1989 and encodes 662 amino acids. The transcript is spliced from 11 exons. NCBI's taxonomy places the organism in Eukaryota, Fungi, Basidiomycota, Tremellomycetes, Trichosporonales, Trichosporonaceae. The record is from RefSeq and is a predicted model, not a curated record.